AUGUCUAAAUUCGAUAAAUUCGUCAUUGAUAAUUGGAGUAAUAUAUUCGUUUGUGCAUUUUUGUGUUUUCUAUCGUUUACGUUAUUCAAUCGUGGAAGUAAAAAUAAAAAUGACGUGAAAAUAGAUGAAAAGAUGAAAAGGAUGAAUCACGAACGCGACGGGAUACACGACGAAGGGGAAGAUGAUUUUGAUGAAAAGGAAUUCGAUGGUGAAAAGUACGUACAAAGUUCUCUACCUGAAAAUUUACAACACGUACCUUACAAAUUUAAUAAAUUACCAAUGGAAGAAAGUUUAAAACGUUCUUUGAAUUUUUACAAUUUGAUGAACGAAAGAAGAACUAUAAGACAUUUUAGCAAAGAAAUGAUAUCCCCGGAAAUAAUACGUAACAUAAUAAAAACGGCAGGUACAUCACCAAGUGGAGCACAUACGGAACCUUGGACAUACGUCACAGUAUCGGAUCCUUUAAUGAAAUUAAAAAUACGAGAAAUCGUCGAAGAAGAAGAAAAAAUCAAUUAUGAAAAAAGAAUGGGUAUUCAAUGGACGACAGAUUUAAAACCGUUAAAAACAAAUUGGAUAAAGGAAUAUUUAACGGAUGCGCCAUAUUUGAUUUUAGUUUUCAAACAAAUAUAUAGUUAUAAAAAUGACGGUACGAAAAAAAUACAUUAUUAUAAUGAAAUAAGCGUAUCGAUAGCAGCCGGAUUUUUAUUAGCAGCCAUUCACAACGCCGGAUUAGUUUCGUUGACUAGCACGCCAUUAAAUUGUGGUCCCGCUUUGAGAAAUUUACUAGGGCGGCCAACUUAUGAAAAAUUAACUUUGUUACUUCCCGUCGGAUACCCGUCGGAAAAUGCACUCGUACCGGAUUUGAAAAGAAAAUCUCUCGACGAAAUCCUCGUCGAAAUUUGA
This is a messenger RNA of Pediculus humanus corporis (human body louse), 903 nucleotides long. Its product is annotated as Iodotyrosine dehalogenase 1 precursor, putative. The transcript has 5 exons. Gene Ontology annotation, molecular function: oxidoreductase activity. Bases 1 to 903 code for a protein of 300 amino acids. The record is from RefSeq and is a predicted model, not a curated record. NCBI's taxonomy places the organism in Eukaryota, Metazoa, Arthropoda, Insecta, Psocodea, Pediculidae.